UCAGCAUCCUACUGUCCCCUUUUUUCUCCCGAUGACAUCUGGUAGCUCCGAGCAGAGCAACACACCCCGUGAUUAGUUUGUUGUCUGAUGCAAAUAUGUCAUGUCCGAAUAACAUAGCGCCCGGUAACUUCCUGAUGGAUUCGCUGAUGGGAGGAUCAUCUUCCUUUAGGAGUGAGGGUUAUCCCAGCAACCCUGGAAUGUACAUCCACUCAGCUGCAGAGUACGGAUAUUCAGUGAUGAGAAACUCUGGAAAGGUUGGACCAUCUUCACUUUCCAAAGCAGACGAGGUUGCUCCAAGCGGGGUGUCGCUCGGCGGCUUCCAGGAUGCGCCCUACCUGUCGUCGUGGACCCCGGUCUCCAAAUCCAGCAGGGACGAGCAACCUGUUGCCCAGUGUUUACAGCCCUGCUCGAUUCCACCGGGGAGCGUCAAAGAAGAGGCGUUUUGUUGCCUCUAUCAGGAUGACAGCAAUAAGGGGAAGCAGACAACAGAGCACACCACUUACAUCCGGCUUGGAGACAAUGGCAGCCGGCCUGGACAAACUGUCGCCUCUUCAAGCCGCUGUUUCCAGGUGUACGAGAGGCCGCAGCGGGAGGAGCCGCAGUUCCCCCCCGGUUUCUCUCUGACCCACUUGGCGCCUUCUGCGGAAUCGAGAGCAGAAUCCACAAUAAGCUGCAGCACAUCUGCGCAAGAGACGGCGCGUUCAAACACAGAGGAGAGGCAGAGCAGGAAGGAAGAGAAGGCCAAGAGCAGUAGCUGCUCAGAUAACUCGGACGCAGAAUUAAAAGAUGACUCAUCCGCGGAAAAGACAACGGAAAGCUGGUUAAAAGCCAAAAGUGGAAGGAAGAAGCGCUGCCCCUACACAAAGCAUCAGACGCUGGAGCUGGAGAAGGAGUUCUUGUUCAACAUGUAUCUGUCUCGGGAGCGCCGCCUGGAGAUCAGCCGGAGUAUCAACCUGACCGACAGACAGGUCAAGAUCUGGUUCCAAAACAGACGCAUGAAGCUGAAGAAGCUGAACAGGGAGACCCGCGAAAGGGAGCAGGGCGCAGUUUAUAACUACUCCUGAAUUUAACAAGCGAAAUGACACUAUUACGCACACGCGCGCGCACAGCCUCACUCACAUGCACGGAUUUUAAGGGACAUGCAUGCGACAACACACACAUGCACACUUACACACACACGCGCGUGCACACCUACUACUGUGCCUUCCUAAAUGAAGAAAAGUUUGCAGAGCGGCGCUAUCAUUGUGAUAAUUCCACCUAUAAAAGUGAAACAAAGGCAAACAGGUCACAGUCUCAUCCUGUAAAUAACUGUUGGCAUGUGUGCAGCUUCACUUUGUUGGGCUCUCAUGAAUGUCUUGUCACUUGUGUGCUACUUCCUCGUCGGUGUUUGUGGUGUCCUCGUGCAGUGUAAGGUGCAUGCACAAGAUGACAUUAAGAAAAUGGCAAAUCAUGCCCAAAACAAUAAAAAUGAGGAGAAAAAAAAGAAUAGGAGCUGCUGCUAACUUUGUCCUUCCCCUGGUAUAGUGGUGAAAAUGAGAGGGAGGGAGAGACACUGCGGAUGGGAGAAGAAUAUCGCGGCGGUUUUAAUAGAAGUGGGAGACCAUAACGUUGAUUUAAAUAUUAUCCAGGUGACCACAGUAAGUCAAGGUCAUAAAAUUCUAAUGUCAGGUUCGCCCUGGAAAGCGUUGGGGGUGGAUUUUAUGAUCUGCAAAUAUAAUGUGCUGCAGCAGUAAAGAUGCGUUUAAAGGUGUGUGUGGAGGAGGGCUAAUCCACACAGCAGACUUUCAGGACCAAGCCGAGGCGCUGGGGCUGGAGGGAGUAUCCGCCUCGCCUCUCUGCCCGGGGAUAAUGGAGCUUUGUGGCAGCGGGGAGAUAAGAAAGAUGGUGGAUAAGAGGACACAAACUGCUGGAGAUGCAGGAGCACUGUUCGCCGCAACAGCACGUGGAUAACCCAGGAAGGCGUCCGCGCGGAGGCAAGCGCAGCCCCAGGCAGACGGAACGGGAGGCAAACCUACAGUCGCUACCAAACUCUCGAACUGGAGAAGGAGUUUCUCUUCAACCCUUACCUGACCCGCAAGAGAAGGAUCGAGGUGUCCCACGCCCUCAGUCUCACCGAGCGGCAAGUCAAGAUCUGGUUUCAGAACAGAAGGAUGAAGUGGAAAAAAGAGAACAACAAAGACAAGUUUCCGGGUCAGAGAGGAGAGGCUGAGGCAGAAGCCGAGGAAGAGGGCAACGAGGACGGUGAAGGGGAAGAAGCGGAGGAGAAAGAAGCGGAAGAGAAAGAGGAGAGCAAGGAGUGAUUUUAUUGUCCUUUUUAUGGUUAUAUGGCUGAAAAGAGAAAAAGAAGGCUCCCAUAAACAGAGCAAGAGUCACAAGGAGGCAGUGAGCGUCAACUUUAUGACCACCCUUCC
Messenger RNA from Oryzias melastigma (Indian medaka), 2411 nucleotides. RefSeq names its product homeobox C10a (gene hoxc10a). Gene Ontology annotation, molecular function: DNA-binding transcription factor activity, RNA polymerase II-specific; RNA polymerase II cis-regulatory region sequence-specific DNA binding. The transcript has 3 exons. NCBI's taxonomy places the organism in Eukaryota, Metazoa, Chordata, Actinopteri, Beloniformes, Adrianichthyidae. Gene Ontology annotation, cellular component: nucleus. Bases 96 to 1064 code for a protein of 322 amino acids. Gene Ontology annotation, biological process: regulation of transcription by RNA polymerase II. The record is from RefSeq and is a predicted model, not a curated record.